UUACUUGAGAGGCGUGCAUACGUUAAUUACCUCGUGCAGGCAUUAUGAAUAUGCAGGACCUGCGGGAAUAUAACGAGCUCGGGUCUCGUGGAAUCUCAGAAGCACUUCUGGUGGAAUUAUCCCCAGUGCUUCCCAGCCCCGCUAACAAAGAAUACCUGCCUAACGGGAACAACACUUGGCUGCUCAGUUCCUCGCUGCGAUGCUUUGAGUCAGCUGGGCACUGCAGAUGGGAAUGGAUGCAGCCUCUGCUCGGCUGCAGGAGCCGUUGAGAGCAGGACUCCUCGGGCGCCCCUGCAGGGACUCCUCGCCUCCAUCGGAUCGCUGCGGGAGCAGACAGGGAGCGUCUGACAAAGGUGAUUUACCUUGGAUUCGAGAUCUUGGGAGGACAAAGGGAACUUGGAACAGAACAAAAGGAAGUGAUCUGCUGAACACCCAGAUCUGCAGAUGGUAAAAGAGCUCAGAACCUUCCUUGGCACGACAGGUUAGUGCACACUAUGGAUCUAUAAUGAUGGGCCUUUGGUAAAACCUUUGUAUGAAUUACAGCAAAAUGAUCAGUCUGUGCUGACAUGGACUGGUGAGGCAAAGAGGGCAUUUGAAGAAUUGAAGAAGAGAGCUCCAAUGAGAGCCCCAGCCCUGGGCCUUCUGGACAGUACAAAAGCAUUUUGGUUGGUUAUUCUCACUGUGAACCCAGCAUCUUUCCUCAGUGAGCCGCCUCUGAGCCAGCAGUGCACAACUGCUUGGAAACCACAGAGACUGCCUGUGCCAAUGGGCUGGAGCCAGAGCAGGAAUCACUGGAGGAUGCUGAGGAUUCCUGCUUCACCGACAGAAGCGGUUUUGUGAGACAAGGAUAUGCAGCAGCUACUGACGAGGUAAUCAAAGCACAGCCAUUACCUGCGGGGGCUUCUGCUCUGAAGGCUGAAGUAACAGCCUUGACAAGAGCUUUAGAGUUGGCAAGAGGAAAAGGAUAAACGUAUGGACAGACUCUAAAUAUGCAUUUGGGGUGCUACACGCUCACAGUGCCAUCUGGAAAGAGCAAGGAUUGCUCACAGCACAAGGGAAAUAAAUUAAGCAUGCCAAGGAAGUCCUGCAUCUGUGGGAAGCUCUAAAUCUACCAGAGUGGCUAAUAGAUACUGCAGGGGACAUCAGAAAGGUGACACUGUACAGGAGACUGGAAAUAAGAUGGUGGAUCAGGUGGCAAAACAGGCAGCUGAAGGAAUAGAAAUCGCUGUACAAACUUCAAUUCCAGACAGUAAACUUCAAAUCUGUAAACCUCAAUCAGAACCUGCAAAGUAUUCUAGAGAGGAUAGGGAUUUAAUUAAUGAUAUAGAAGGAAAGGAGCAAACUGAGUGGGCAUACACACCUGAGUCACAGAGAUGAGGUAGAUGGGGUAAUGUAUAGAUACAAAGACUGCAGCUCUUGUCUGUCCAGCCAUCUGGAAUACUUGUGAGCCUUGAGCUGAGGAAGUUAAACAUCCCACUCCUAAACAGUGUGAUAACGCCUUUACAAAGCAAAAACAAAAACAGGACAAGGAUAUCAAUAGGCUCGUUAUGUUGGAAGACUACUAAUUUUUGGUGCUGGACAGACAAGACCUGAGUGAUAGAAAAUUUAAGGAGGAGAAGUUAAAUAAUUAGCAAUAUACAUGUAUAGUUAGCAACCAUUUAUGUUUAGUCAGUAUGAAUAUAUGUAAUGUCUUGCUGCAUGCUCAUACACAUUGCAAGAACGUCCUGCACAAGAGAUUGACACAAGUUGCAAGGUGCCUGCCUCAAGAAGCAAAGGGAAGACCUGACAACCCCCCAGUGCUCUUUGUUGAACAAAGGCAGCGUCCUUUGCACAGAGUGGAAGGGGCCUCGGAGAGAAUCACCCUGUCAGUACGAUAAGGAGAGGACUGAGACAUCUUGGAAACAACAGAACGGCGACAAGAUAGGCUAUGAGUUAACAAGUGUCAGAAUGUGAUUCACAAAUGCAAACGUUCAGGAAGAUUGUGAACCUGAAGUACCCAGAGAAUGGGAGAACAGGGGAGGGGGGAAGCUUUGGGGAGACAAGGUAUAAAAGCUGUCACAUUGUGUCCAUAGGUGAGCUCCUGUUGGCUGGAUGCCCACCACUGCAAUCUUCACCAGAGCUCCUGUCUCCUAAAAAUUAUCUCAGACAUUUCUGACACUGCGGAAAUACAACGAGCUCUGAAUCAUGUCAUCUUAGAACCUCAUACAAUGGAAUUAUCCCCAGUGCUUCCCAGUGUUGCUAACAAAGAAUACCUGCAUAGCGGUACCAAAACUUGGCUGCUACGUUUCUUAGCUCCAGUUCUUUCAGUUCUCUCCUGAGAGACCCAGACAGGCUGAGGGGUGGCGCCAGGAGAACCUCAUGAGGUUCAGCAACACCACAUGCAAGGUCUGCACCUGGGUCACAGCAACCUCCGCUGUUAAUAAGAGCUGGGGGACAAAAUCAUAGUAUCAUUCUGGUUGGGAAGGCUGCUAAGGGCAUCAAGACCAACUGUCAACCUGAUACAGGUUGGUUUGCUUAGCGGUAGUGUGGGAAUCAAAUGUUGUUUCUGCAUUAGAACAGUACAAGAAUUUUUAUUCUAUGGUCUCCGCUGCCACAGCUCUUUUAGUUCUUUCUGGGGGCCUUUGAUAGUUUUCAUCACUUAUCCUUUAGAUGAACCUUGCCCAGGAAUGCAUGCUCAAAAUACAGGCACAGUAUGUUGUAAUCAUAGAGCUUAAGUAGAUUCAGAAUCAAACUCUAUAACCUGGAGAUCAGGUUAUAAAGCAGGUAUGAUUUAUUCUGCAAAUGUGCAAACGUCGGGUGCAAGGGGGCUCAUUCCAACUUCCUUGCACACCAACAAGCAAAAGCGUCACAGAUUUAUAAGCAGAUCUUACACAUAUUCACAAAAUUCCUUGGAGCUCAUCUGUAUAUUCAUGGUUUUUCCAGGACCUCAUUUACAUGCUGUCCCCCCCUCUGACGCGUGUGCAGUUCGCAGCGAGGGUCUCCACCUGGUGGUCAUGGGGAUGAAGUCAGAGGUCUUCCUCGGUCUGACCUUUUUACAUUACAAUGGCCCCCCAUUCACACUGCUCAAAACCAGAACAGCUUUAGGAUGUUCUUUCCCUUAUGUUUGCACAGAUCCUUUGGUCCUGACUGCAAAGAGGUCAACAUGUCCCCCUGGUCUUCCCUUAUUGUUUUUCUAAGUUUAGUAUACAUAGCCCUUAUGUGAGUGGCCCUGGUUUACCCAAUUCCUGAUCUCUGUAGGUUUACAAAGACUGCAGCUCCUGUCUGUCCAGCCUUAGCCUUACUAAUAUUCGGUGCUGGGCAGACAAGACUAACUACGAUCUAGCUGCUGUUACUGAAACAUGGUGGGACUGCUCCCAUGACUGGAGUGUUGAGAUUGAUGGCUAUAAACUCUUCAGAAGGGAUAGACAAGGAAGGAAGGGCGGUGGUGUGGCCCCUUAUAUUAAGGACUGUUUUGAUGUUGAAGAGCUUGAGAUUGCAAAUGAUAAAGUGGAGUGUCUAUGGGUGAGGAUCAGGGGGAAGGCCUGUAGGGAAGACAUCGUAAUUGGAGUCUGUUAUAGACCACCAAAUCAGGAUGAGGAGAUGGAUGAAGCAUUUUACGAGCAGCUUGUGGAAGUCGUGCGAUCACCAGCACUCAUUCCUGUGGGGGAUUUCAACUUCCCUGAUAUAUGUUGGAAAUAUAACAUGGCGCAAAGAAAGCAGUCCAAGAGGUUUCUAGAGUGUGUGGAAGAUAGCUUCCUUACACAGCUGGUACGAGAGCCUACCAGGGGUGGUGCCCUGCUCGACCUGCUCUUUGCUAACAGAGAAGGUCUGGUAGGUGAUGUGAAGGUUGGAGACUGUCUAGGGCAGAGCGACCAUGAAAUUGUAGAGUUCUCUAUUCUUGGAGAUGUCAGAAGGGUGACUACCAAAACUGCUAUCUUGAACUUCCAGAGGGCGGACUCUGACCUGCUCAGGACGCUUGUAGCACGGGUCCCUUGGGAGUCGCUCCUUAAGGGUAAAGGGGUCCAGGAAGCCUGGACGCUCCUCAAGGUGGAAAUCUUAAAGGCGCAAAACCAGGCUGUCCCUGAAUACCGUAAGGCGAGCCGUAGGGGGAGAAGACCGGUGUGGAUGAGCCGGGAAUUACUGUCAAGACUCAGGAAGAAAAAGAGAGUCUAUGUCCUCUGGAAGAGGGGACAGGCUGGUAGGGGAGAUUACAAGGAAGUUGCUAAGGUAUGCAGGGAGGAAGUCCGGAAGGCGAAAGCCCAUCUUGAACUUAGAUUGGCCACUGCAGUAAAGCAGAAUAAGAAAUCCUUUUACAAAUAUAUCAAUGGCAAGAGAAAAACCAAGGAUAAUCUCUAUCCUUUAAUUGAUGCGGCGGGGCAUGUGACCACAGAUGACAAGGAGAAGGCUGAGGUCCUCAACGCCUUCUUUACAUCUGCCUUUAAUAGUCAGACCAGCUAUCUUCAGGGCACUUUGUGCCCUGAUCUGGAUAUCUGGGCUGACAUGCAGCAUGUCUCCCCGGAGAUUGAGGUGGAAACAGUUAGAGAGCUCCUCCUCCAUCUGGACAAUCACAAUCCAUGGGACCGGAUGGGCUUCAUCCUAGGGUGCUGAGGGAGUUGGCGGGAGUGAUUGCUAAGCCGCUCUCAGCUACCAGCGCUCCUGGUUGACUGGAGAGGUUCCAGAGGAUUGGAGGCUUGCUGAUGUGACUCCCAUCUACAAGA
Lagopus leucura (white-tailed ptarmigan) is the source of this 4697-nucleotide messenger RNA. RefSeq lists its product as uncharacterized. The record is from RefSeq and is a predicted model, not a curated record. The transcript is spliced from 2 exons. The coding region runs from base 3580 to 4587 and encodes 335 amino acids. NCBI's taxonomy places the organism in Eukaryota, Metazoa, Chordata, Aves, Galliformes, Phasianidae.